AUGAGUGCCCCAGCAGCCUCUACUUCGAAGAAAUCCAAGUCUCCAAAGCCGAAAUUGCCAGCUAGUCACCCGCCAGUGAUCAACAUGAUCUCAGCCGCGAUAUUGGCAUCGAAGGAGCGUAAGGGUAGCUCGCUUGCGACUAUUAAAAAAUACAUUGCUUCAAAUUAUAAGUUUGAUGUCGAGAAGCAGGCAGCACACAUUCGUCGUGGCAUUGUUCAUGGCGUAGAGAAAGGUGUUUUGGUUCGAGUUGGAAAUAAAGGCAAGGGUGCAUCUGGUAGCUUCAAAGUCGCUGAGAAGAAAGUUGCUGAGGCAAAGCCGAAGGUACCAAAGCCAAAAACUAAAUCACCGUCGACCAGCAAACCGAAAUCAACUCCGAAAAAACCCAAAGAAAAGAAAGUCGCUAAACCAAAAGUUAAGACACCCAAAAAGCCUAAGGCUGCUGUUACCAAAAAGCCAUCGACUAAGAAACCUUCUUCUCCAAAGAAGUCAAAGGCUGUGGUUAAGAAGGCAGCUCCGAAGAAGAAGUAA
Schistosoma turkestanicum is the source of this 528-nucleotide messenger RNA. The record is from the annotation of a GenBank genome assembly. Lineage: Eukaryota; Metazoa; Platyhelminthes; Trematoda; Strigeidida; Schistosomatidae.